Capsella rubella is the source of this 1068-nucleotide messenger RNA. Its product is annotated as LOB domain-containing protein 20. The record is from RefSeq and is a predicted model, not a curated record. The transcript is spliced from 2 exons. Gene Ontology annotation, cellular component: nucleus. Bases 45 to 881 code for a protein of 278 amino acids. Gene Ontology annotation, biological process: positive regulation of DNA-templated transcription; hormone-mediated signaling pathway. Lineage: Eukaryota; Viridiplantae; Streptophyta; Magnoliopsida; Brassicales; Brassicaceae.
UCAUCAACUAAACCUAAUUAUUUAAUGCUUGUUUGUUUGGUGAUAUGGCUGAUCAGCAGCAGCGAUCCCACAACACCUCAGAUUCUCGCCGGAAAUCACUAGCCGGUAAACGAACCUCACAACAGACUCCGACGACGUCAUCUCUAAGUUCCGGUGGAGGAGCCAUGGCGGCUACGACGACGACGGGGACAGGAACGGCGUCUCCUUGCGGGGCUUGCAAGUUCUUGAGAAGGAAGUGUGUGAGUGGAUGCAUAUUCGCUCCACACUUCGGGUCUGACCAAGGAGCGGCUCGGUUCGCGGCGGUCCAUAAGGUUUUUGGAGCCAGCAACGUGUCGAAGCUGUUGCAUCAUAUCCCUGUGAACCGUCGCCACGACGCGGUUGUUACGAUCUCAUAUGAGGCUCAGGCUCGACUCUCUGAUCCUGUCUAUGGCUGCGUCUCAACCAUCCUUGCUCUCCAACAGCAGGUGGCAUCGCUACAAGCGGAACUAUCGGUGGUGCAAUCACAACUUAUAAACAGUAGAGUCGCAAUGGCCAACGUUAUGCAACAACAAACUCAUCACCAACAACAACAACAACAACUAGUCGUUAUGCAGCAACCAGAAUACUCCAACAACUCAUCUGCCUCCACCACUCUCGCCGGAGCCGCCAUGAACAGAUUCACAGUGGCGGCCGAGGCAGCAGCCGUCAGCUAUGACGUCAUGGCUCCGACUAACUUAGAACAUUCGCUGCAGCCGCCAAUGCUACGGCAUCAGCAAAGCAGAGGAGAUCAUCAGCACGAGGACGAGGAAGAGAGCGGUGGUGCUGAUUUCUCGGUGGCUGUUGGAUCUACGACGGUUGCUUCUGAAGUUAUCUUUCCGGCGGAGGGUUUUCACCGGAGAUGAAUAUAUUCACCUAGAAUCGUCUUUAAUUUAUAUCUAUCUCCUUUCAUGAUAAUGUUAAGAAAGAGAAGAGAAUAAUAUUAUAGUAUUCAACAUACAUAGGGUAUAGCAUACCAUACAUGUAGAGUUGUCGUGAGAUAUUUGAAUGAGAUCAUUAUCAUAGGGGUGAAACUAUAUUUGAUUUUUACAA